Molecule: messenger RNA, 1566 nt
Organism: Aspergillus fischeri NRRL 181
Lineage: Eukaryota; Fungi; Ascomycota; Eurotiomycetes; Eurotiales; Aspergillaceae
Product: putative GABA permease
Exons: 7
Coding region: 1-1566 (521 amino acids)
Biological process (GO): transmembrane transport
Cellular component (GO): membrane
Molecular function (GO): transmembrane transporter activity
Source: RefSeq, a predicted model, not a curated record
AUGGAGUCGCACCAACUCAAGCAUCGCGCUGUCUCCGCAAACGAAGAGUUCCACAGCCAUGAUCGCGAUGUCACCGAUCUGGCGCGACUGGGGAAGAAAUCAGUCCUGAAGCGAACAUUCGGCAUCCUAUCCACACUCGGGUUCAGCUGCACAAUUCUUGCGACAUGGGAGGGAUUGUUCAAUGGCGGUCCAGGAGGCGCAGUCUACGCCUUUAUUUUCGCGUGGACAGGAACCGCAUGCUGCUUUGUGGUAAUAUCUGAAUUGGCCUCAAUGGCACCGACUUCUGGAGGCCAAUACCAUUGGUGCGCAAUGCUUGCUCCGCCGCAUCUCAUGAAGUUCCUGAGUUACAUGACUGGAUGGGUUACCGUCAUCGGGUGGCAGGCCGCAUUUGCCUCGGCCUCGUUUCUUGCAGGGACUCAGAUCCAAGGCGCCGUCCGUCUCGGUCACGAACUUUACCAGGCGAAGCCCUGGCAUGGAACCCUUAUCAUGUGGGCGGCAGUCCUGCUGGCGUUGGGAAUCAACGUGGUCGGAGGCAAGUUGCUCCCCCGGCUUGAGACGGUCAUCCUGGUGGUUCAUCUGUUGGGCUUCUUUGCCAUUCUCAUCCCGAUGACCUACAUGGCCGACCAUAAGUCCUCGCACGACGUAUUCCUCGAAUUUGUCAACAGUGGCGGAUUUCCCACUCAGGGUCUCUCAUGGUUUGUUGGAAUGACAGGUUGCGUUUUCGCCUUUGCUGGUGGCGAUGCUGCGGUGCACAUGGCCGAGGAGGUGCGCAAUGCAUCUGUGGCAAUCCCGAGGGCUAUUCUCCUGUCGGUUCUCAUUAAUGGAGCGCUCGGAUUCAGCAUGUUGAUUGCGGUACUGUUCUGUCUGGGUGAUCUCGACGCUGCCCUGGCAACUCCCACUGGAUAUCCGUAUAUGGAGAUUUUCCGCCAGGCUACCGAUUCACUUGCGGGUGCCCUGGGAAUGACCUCGAUUUUAUUGAUUAUUGGCGUCUGCUCGGUGAUUGGAAUGCUCGCCGCAACAUCUCGUCAGUUCUGGUCUUUUGCGCGUGACCGGGCUGUGCCUGGAUGGCGCAUCUGGAGCAAGGUCUCCCCUAUCAAUUGCCUCCCCACGUACUCCAUCCUGCUCACAAUGACCGUAUGCUGUCUACUCGGCCUCAUCAACAUCGGCUCCAGCGUCGCCCUCAACGCCGUCGUCUCCAUGGCCGUUUCUGGUCUCUAUCUCUCCUACCUCAUGGUCGGAAGUCUUCUUCUCUACCGGCGAUGCACGGGCGCCAUCUCGCAAUACGACCAUGGAGAAGACGGGGUCAUCAAUGUUCCCGGUGCCAAGUUGGCCUGGGGCCCGUUCCAUGUGCCGGGGAUUUGGGGCACUGCGGUCAACACCUACGCGGUGAUUUACAUGGUGAUCGUCGUGUUCUUCAGUUUCUGGCCUUCUCAGAUGUCAGUCAACAAAACGACGAUGAACUUUAGUGUGGUUGGUACUGUGGGGACUAUUCUGCUGGCACUUUUGUACUAUGUGCUGCGGGCGAGGAAGGUGUAUACGGGGCCUGUCAUGGAGGUUUCGAUCUGA